AUGUCACUAGCCGGAGGAUGGACUCCAUCAGACUUCGAACCAGGUGUCACCUAUGUACAGGUUGACUUAGCAGACAGUCCAAUACCAGUUGACGAGAUCAACGUUGACGGCAACGUAGAAACAUUUAUGGUGGCAUACUCGCCUGAUGGUGAUGUGUGGACAGAAUAUCCCAUCGUUUUCAACAAGGAUACGGUGUUAGCUCUACCAAUAACAGCACAGAGCAUUCGCGUUUAUCCAAUGACUCUAACAAUGGUCACAACCGUGGCUCCACCUACCGGUGUAACAACGGGAACAACAACAACUGGCGCUGGAACAACUGUAGUUCCAGCAGCAUUGACGACGGAGGCCCCUCAACAACUGAACAUGACACUGCAGAUCAUUGCUUGUUUCUUCUUGCCAGUGACUGCUCCAGCAACUACGACAGCAGCAACGGGAACACAAUUGACAACAGUGACUACAGGAGUUACAGCUACGACAGUCCCGACACAAGCUUCUACAGCCGCUACAACAGCACCGUGUGAAACGAUUGAUGGCAUGUCCAAUCCACUAACUUCGAACCAGGUGUCACCUAUGUACAGGUUGACUUAG
Priapulus caudatus is the source of this 588-nucleotide messenger RNA. RefSeq names its product threonine-rich protein-like. The transcript has 4 exons. Bases 1 to 588 code for a protein of 195 amino acids. Lineage: Eukaryota; Metazoa; Priapulida; Priapulimorpha; Priapulimorphida; Priapulidae. The record is from RefSeq and is a predicted model, not a curated record.